Molecule: messenger RNA, 1613 nt
Organism: Suillus discolor
Lineage: Eukaryota; Fungi; Basidiomycota; Agaricomycetes; Boletales; Suillaceae
Exons: 13
Coding region: 289-1233 (314 amino acids)
Source: RefSeq, a predicted model, not a curated record
UCAAGACCUUACUUUCCAGAUCCUCAGUUUUCUCAGCGCACUCACAAUGAUGGGAGGGCAGAUUCGCUAUCACCAUUCUUGGAUGGAUCAUCAAAACAGGCUAGUACUAGCUCUGGACGUUUUUCAUCAUAUGACGACAGAACAGUGCUAUGUGGAGUGCACAAAUAUUUACCUUGACCUCAUUGAUAUUUCGGUUACCAAACUAUAGUACGGAUAGUGGUAUACUGCGAAUGUCACCGCUAUACGUUUGACAAGUUCAUCUCUCACCCACACCCAUUCUCUAACAAUAUGACCAUAGUCUCAAAUGACCCCACUUGGUGGCCGUCCAUCAAUGCAUAUCGUUUUGCUAGCUAUUUUGGAGUUGCCGCCUUUGUUGGGGUGAUGUAUGAUUGGGCACUCACAUUCGGACAAGAGGUCGAACUCAUCUGGAUGCAACGCUGGUCCCUAAUGACAGUGCUGUAUCUCAGUGUGCGCUACCUUGGAAUCCUAUCUGCUGCCCUUGUUACCCUGAGCAGUCUUCCGACCAUCUCGCUGACAGAUACAGUGAGCUGGAUGAUGUACACUGUAUGGAAUUGGACGGUUUUUGUGGUAUUUGCGAUGCUGUGGGUCAUCAUCAUCACUCGGUUGCAUGCCAUGUAUCAACGAGACAGAAUGAUCCUGAUAUUUCUCGUUGUCACCUUCCUGGCGAUCAACGCUUUUAGUGGAGUGACAGCCGUAAUGUCAACGAUGCAUCCUUCGGGAGAGGAACUCAUUCUCUCCGGCACCUACCAGUGCAGGAUUAAUCAUACAGGAGAUACCCUAGUUCUGGAUUCUGCUGCUUGGAUACUCUACAUUGUGUGGGAGGUCCUCACACUAUGUCUCGCAGUCUGGAUUGCGGUAAAGCAUUUCCGUGAACUGCGAUUCCAUCCAGCAGGAGGGAUUAUUGGGGACUGUUUUACGAUGUUGAUAAAAACUCAUGUGCUUUACUUUGCGAGCUUUGUUGCUGUCUCUUGCUUCCAGCUCUUUAUGGAUUUCUCUCCAACAUCAUCAAAUAGCCAACUUCUCCUACAAGAUUCUUUGUCUGGCUUGUUUCAGAUUUUGGAGGUCGUGCAGAUGUUCGUGCUAGGACCACGGCUGAUCCUUGGCAUUCGAGAAUAUAAUGCUGAACUCGUGGCUGAUUCCGACGCAGCAACCGGCAUGACCUCAAUCGCUUUCCAGGAGCGUGUGCAUAUAUCGACUAGCAGUCGUGUGUAAUGCUCGGUGAAGUUGACGAGAACCGUUGUCUAGUGCUUGCAGGAAGCACGGGAAAUUUGUUUUUUAUCAGCUUCGUUGCGGUGCUCAAGUAGUUAUUUAGUGUCACGAAAUAGAUGUCAAGGAGACACAGGUUUAGGCGAUAUUUUCGUUGCAGUAUCUAUUCGAAUCAUUUGCUAUAGGUCUUGACAUUGACAAUAUUAAUGUUUCAACCAAUGUCCUGGAUAUCUCUACCGUACCAACGAAGGAAAGCAGUGCCCAGAACAGGAAAGUCGAGGAGCGAGAGAUGUUUAUAGGCGAUGUCGCCGGAACGUUAGAUGCAAGUUUCUAUUUGCUCCUGCUUCUCAUCUUCGAGGACAACUCGUGACCCACCUCUCGUCGUA